Suricata suricatta (meerkat) is the source of this 1942-nucleotide messenger RNA. RefSeq names its product T-box transcription factor T (gene TBXT). The transcript is spliced from 8 exons. Gene Ontology annotation, molecular function: DNA-binding transcription factor activity, RNA polymerase II-specific; RNA polymerase II cis-regulatory region sequence-specific DNA binding. The coding region runs from base 1 to 1311 and encodes 436 amino acids. Gene Ontology annotation, biological process: cell fate specification; mesoderm formation; somitogenesis. The record is from RefSeq and is a predicted model, not a curated record. NCBI's taxonomy places the organism in Eukaryota, Metazoa, Chordata, Mammalia, Carnivora, Herpestidae. Gene Ontology annotation, cellular component: nucleus.
AUGAGCUCGCCGGGCGCCGAGAGCGCGGGGAAGAGCCUGCAGUACCGCGUGGACCACCUGCUGAGCGCCGUGGAGAGCGAGCUGCAGGCGGGCAGCGAGAAGGGCGACCCCACGGAGCGCGAGCUGCGCGUGGGCCUGGAGGAGAGCGAGCUGUGGCUGCGCUUCAAGGAGCUCACCAACGAGAUGAUCGUGACCAAGAACGGCAGGAGGAUGUUCCCGGUGCUGAAGGUGAACGUGUCCGGCCUGGACCCCAACGCCAUGUACUCCUUCCUGCUGGACUUCGUGGCGGCCGACAACCACCGCUGGAAGUACGUGAACGGGGAGUGGGUCCCGGGCGGCAAGCCCGAGCCGCAGGCGCCCAGCUGCGUCUACAUCCACCCCGACUCGCCCAACUUCGGGGCACACUGGAUGAAGGCGCCCGUGUCCUUCAGCAAGGUCAAGCUCACCAACAAGCUCAACGGAGGGGGUCAGAUCAUGCUGAACUCCUUACAUAAGUACGAGCCUCGGAUUCACAUAGUGAGAGUCGGGGGCGCCCAGCGCAUGAUCACCAGCCACUGCUUCCCAGAGACCCAGUUCAUAGCGGUGACCGCUUAUCAGAACGAGGAGAUCACAGCUCUUAAAAUUAAAUACAAUCCAUUUGCAAAAGCUUUCCUAGACGCAAAGGAAAGGAGCGAUCACAAGGACAUGACAGAGGAGCCCGGAGACAGCCAGCAGCCCGGGUUCUCCCAAUCAGGGGGGUGGCUCAUCCCUGGAACCAGCACCCUGUGCCCGCCGGCCGCCCCCCACCCUCAGUUCGGAGGGCCCCUCUCGCUUCCCUCCGCACACGGCUGUGAAAGGUACCCCGCCCUGAGGAGCCACCGUCCAUCGCCCUACCCCAGCCCUUACGCACAUCGGAAUAAUUCUUCCACCUAUUCGGACAGUCCGUCUGCGGGCCUGCCCAUGCUCCAGCCGCACGACAGCUGGCCCGGCCUCGGAGCGCCCGCCCACGGCAGCGUGCUCCCCACGGGCCACGGCGCCGGCCCGCCCGCCGGCUCCAGCCAGUACCCGAGCCUGUGGUCCGUGAGCAACGGCACUGUCACGCCUGGCGCCCAGACGGCGGGGACGUCCAACGGGCUGGGCGCCCAGUUCUUCCGGGCUUCCUCGGCACACGCGGCGCCUCUCGGCCACCCGGUCCCGGCCUCCCCCGCCUCGGGAUCCCCGCUGUACGAGGGGGCCCCCACGGCCACAGACAUUGCUGACAGCCAGUACGACGCCUCGGCCCAAGCCCGCCUCAUCGCCUCGUGGACGCCCGUGUCCCCACCUUCCAUGUGAACGGACGCCCGUGUCGUGGACGGCGCAGGCCCUCACUGUGGGGGCUGCAGGCGUGGGUUUGGUUGAUCUCCCAGGUACCGAGGUGGCCGCUCCUGGGUCAAGGGAAGGAAAUAGGGCUCGUCACCUUCCCUUUGCAGCUAGGGGGAGGGGUGCGUGGCCUGCUGCUCCGCAGGGGUGCGGCACCGCCCUGCGCACCUGCGGUGAACUCUGCGAUGCAGCAGGCCGAAUCUGCCACGGUUCAUGACCAGCACCUUUUGGGGGGGUCCGAACCAUGUGUCCAGCUCGUGUGGGACCUGGCCCGCCGGCAUCUGUACCUCCCACUGGUCCCACUCGAGCAGGGGAAAGAGGACACUGAGUUCUCUUCCUCGCUGCUUUGGGGGACGUCCCAGACCCUCUGUGGCGGCCGUCAGAGGUGGGCCUGCGCCGUGAAGGACAGACUCACAGCAGAGCCGAGGACGGCAGAUGGUAGUUGAAGGCAGGCCAGCCCGCUUGCCCGCUAGAAUGCGUUCGUUUGGAGCAUCGGUAGUUAGUCUCUUGUGUUGUUAAACCUAUGAUUGUUCAUAUUUGUCUUUUAAGUGGCCAAAGACAAUCAGCAGGAAACUUUUCCUGCAAAAUAAAGGCAAUAUCCAAA